Molecule: messenger RNA, 1398 nt
Organism: Mesorhabditis spiculigera
Lineage: Eukaryota; Metazoa; Nematoda; Chromadorea; Rhabditida; Rhabditidae
Source: the annotation of a GenBank genome assembly
AUGACGAAGGGCAAGAAGUCGAAGAAUCAAAAGAAAAAGUUUUUUGGCCACCCGUCGAACAAGGGGAAGGUUUUCAAAAAGACGUAUCCAGCUCCGGCCAAAACAAGGGAGCUACGGAAACGCGGAGAUUUUACAUUACUGCCCACUGAUGGAUUUUCUGUCCCCAGAUGUCAACAUGGCCCAACGUUGCUUUUUGGACAGAAGAAGAAUGGUCAGAUUGAGAGCAGAUUCUUUACGUGUGCAGUCUAUAGAAACAAGGAAAAAUGCUCGUUCAAGGUUGGGGUCGACCGGGACGGGAAUCGACUGCCGCCCUUCGCCGACUGCGACAUCACACCAAAAGCCGUUAAGAACAAAUACAAUUAUAACUGCGUGAACAAGUCGUUGAAAUCAUUUGCAAAGGACGGGAAAAUUAUUUGGUGCAGUGAAUGCAUGAACAUCUUUGAAAAUCGCCAUCCGCACCCAGACUGCCAAUUUCUCGAGCGAAAGAUGGUGAAAUAUCCAUCGAAGUUUCUGGACGCGUUGGUCGAUCCUCUUGCAGAAGCGCAAUUCUUCUUCUCUGAUGAAUCUCUGACGAUCCUGAAGCAAUUGGUGACGGGGAAUGGAGCAGAUUCGGUCCUGUGUAUUGGCGCCCCAAGGCUGAUGGAAGCGUUACGUGCCGAGAAAAGUGUACCAAACUUGUUCAUGCUCGACAUUGAUAAACGUUUUGCAUCUUUCUACAAAAGCGUCCAAUUUGCCCAAUACAGUAUGCUGACGCAUCAUUUCUUCGACCCGAAAAGCGAAUCCAAGUUCAAUGAUUUCCUCGGCAAAGCCAAGAAGCUGGUCGUGGUCUGUGAUCCACCUUUCGGGCUAUUUGUCGAACCGUUGAUGGCGAGCAUCCAGAAGAUAAAAACGGCAUUUGAAGCCCAUGGAAAAGCCGAUAGAACUUUUGACACGGUUCUGAUCAUGCCAAUUUUUGUGGGUAAGCGAGCCCUGUUUCUGGACAAGGAACUCCAUAUGCACGAUUACAAGGUCACCUAUUCCAAUCACAAGUCGUUUGCGAAGCCGCAGAGGAGCAGCGUUCGGAUUUUUACAAAUAUCCCGGCGACGAAGAUUGACCUGAAAGAUCUGGAUGGAUACAAAUUCUGCGAUUAUUGCGAGUACUGGGUGCACAACGAUAAUAAGCACUGCUUUAUGUGCAUGAAAUGUACUUCCAAGGACGGAUCGGAGUACCGCCACUGCGGACCCUGCAUGCGCUGCUUCAAGGCGGCCUACAGACAUUGCAAGACCUGCGAGCGCUGCCAUAUUCCCGGAAGAUGCCAAAAAGCUGAAGGUUCCAAGAAAAUUUCCGAUGAGCCACAGGCGUAUGAAGCUUACGAGGAUGAGGAAGAGGCCUACGGCGAGGAGGAGGAAGGAGAAGAA